Molecule: messenger RNA, 1980 nt
Organism: Prorocentrum cordatum
Lineage: Eukaryota; Dinophyceae; Prorocentrales; Prorocentraceae
Source: the annotation of a GenBank genome assembly
GAGUCCAAGAGCGACGGGCAGGGCGACAGACCGAAGGACACGCACCAGGACGCCGAUGGCGACGCCUCGAAUGAGACCAUGUCAGGGUUUGCGAAGAAGCUGAAGAUCUACAGGGCCCGCCUGAAAGAUCUGGAACAGCUCGCGCAGGAACCUGGCAUGGGGUUCGCAUCGGAGGCCACGACGAAGCUGCAUGAACAGAUCGUUGGGCGGCUGGCACAUAAGGAAGCAACACUACCAGCAUGCGACGCGGACGUGGCAGUGCGCCGCCGUCUCCGUGGAGCAGAGAAAGCGCAGACAAAGGCAGACGCCCAAGUGGCGAAGCUCAAGCGGCAGCUUGAGGACAUCCAGACUCAGCUGCACGCUGCACAGAACAAGGCCGAGCAGGCGGGGAAGAAGGUCGAGUCCCUCCGCGGCAAGGAGAAGUCGCUGGCCAGGCGCCCCAUGUCCAAGGGCUGGGACUCGGUCUGCGUGCACCUGGAGCUCGCCAAGACGGCCCUGGGGUCGGACGGCGAGGAGCAGGAUGCGGAGGUCACCAAGCAGGUGGAAGCGGCCCUCGCGCUCGUGGCAAAGAAAAAGGCGAACGCCGCAGAGAAGACGGCGGUGGCGAUGGACGAAGACGGGGCAAGCCUCAGCGGCGACGGCUCACGUUACAAGAGGCGCGCCUGUGCAGGCCCCGAGGAGCAGGGCGAGGACGCCCUCCAGCUCAAGGCCAAGGUGUUCAUCACGUGCAAUGCGAACACCCCCAACAAGUUCGAGAAGGUGCUGCACCAGCUGCGCUACCAGGUCGAGGCGCCAGUCGUCUUCGAUAAGGAGCACCAGCUGGCGCCCAAGCAAGUGAAGUUGCUGUCGGCCAGGCUCAGCUAUGGCUGGAAGGCAGUAGUGGUGCCCAGCGCACCGACCAAGGAGGGCAUGCCACAGGCCUUCCAGCUCAUACAGAAGGUGCCCUUGGCAUUGGUUGUGCCAACAGGGUACCCCGCCCCUCCAGUGCAGAGGCCGCGCCCUCUCAGUCGGGAGUACAUCGACCACGAAGCUCUGAACGCGUUCUGGCACGAUCGCAUGUACGUUUUCGAGAUGCACUGGACUGUACAUCAAUGCUUUGACGGCGAUGGACUGCCAGCCCACAGUGGGCACGGCGUCAAGGCUGUCUACAAGAUGCGAGAGCUUGUGCCCCCAGCGGUCAGGGACAAGAGAGCCCCGACGGCGCGAGCCAGGAUGAAGAGAGUGGCGCUGUAUGGGUGUUACACCGAGGGCAACUUCUGGGAGCGAGGGAUCGUGGCAGGAUCCGCGUUCAGCCCGCUGUGCCUGUCCCUCGGCCUCAUCGGCACCAUCGACGACCUCUACGUCGCGAACCCGAGGGCAGACAUGUGCCCAUACUUCGACGACCUCGAGGAGUCGACCCGAGGCGACGUGGCCGCCAUGGCGGCGCCCCACAUGAAGCUGACCGUCGAGAUCGUCCUCGCUUUCGAGCAGGUGCUCAAGCGGCAGCUAUCGAGAGGCAGGGACAGCAUGACCGCUGUCGCGGUCUCGCAUGGCAGAGUCGAGUGGCAGUUGGGCAGCCACAGCAAGCAGAUGGGCAUUCUGGUGGUGCGAGAAGCCGUGCAUUUGGGUGUGGCCCAGCCAGCUGAGCGGCAACGUCGUGUCGGAGCCCAGUCCAAGAGGAUCAUGAAUGCCAAGGCCAGGAGCUGGAACACCCAGUGGGUCAAGGCCGCAGGAGGCGCAGCGGAGAAGAUGGUCAAGCUCGGGAGCAUGCCGUCGGAGUUCUACGGCACACGCGGGCAGGACGACAUGGACACGCUGAUCGCCACGUGCAGACAGACGGUGGUGGCGGCCGCCCCUGGCUGCUACAAGGGAAGGUCGACCGCGCCGCUGCUGCUGGCGGAGGACGCGGACCCUGCCGUGAGCGCCAACGCGGGGCCCAUCGUGGAGUGGGCCAGGGCGGGGCAGGAUGAGACGGGCAUGGACACGCGCGGCCUAUUGUGA